Mus pahari (shrew mouse) is the source of this 1563-nucleotide messenger RNA. It is a transcript of the gene Nr1i3, whose product is annotated as nuclear receptor subfamily 1 group I member 3. Gene Ontology annotation, biological process: positive regulation of transcription by RNA polymerase II; cell differentiation; negative regulation of transcription by RNA polymerase II. Bases 231 to 1325 code for a protein of 364 amino acids. The transcript is spliced from 10 exons. Lineage: Eukaryota; Metazoa; Chordata; Mammalia; Rodentia; Muridae. Gene Ontology annotation, molecular function: nuclear receptor activity; RNA polymerase II cis-regulatory region sequence-specific DNA binding; zinc ion binding. The record is from RefSeq and is a predicted model, not a curated record.
CCCAGGUCUUUGCCCCGGGUCCAGAGUCUGGGUCCUACCUACAUAUGGCACCGAGAAUACCUGGAGGCCCCAUGCAAGAGACAGCCCUUGUUUUCCAGGCACUGAGGACUACAGUCCCUAAUUCCGGGCAGUUCCUGAGAUCACAAGGAAAACAGGGUCAGCGAGGAGGCCUGGGGAGAGGCAUCCUACACCAGAUCUUGUGGCCUGCUACCUAAGGGAAACAGGAGACCAUGACAGCUACGCUAACACUAGAAGCCAUGGCCAGUGAAGAAGAAUAUGGGCCGAGGAACUGCGUGGUGUGUGGAGACCGGGCCACAGGCUAUCAUUUCCAUGCCCUGACUUGUGAGGGCUGCAAGGGUUUCUUCAGACGAACAGUCAGCAAAACCACUGGGCCCAUCUGUCCGUUUGCUGGAAGGUGUGAGGUCAGCAAGGCCCAGAGACGCCACUGUCCAGCCUGCAGGUUGCAGAAGUGUCUAAAUGUUGGCAUGAGGAAAGACAUGAUACUGUCAGCAGAAGCCCUGGCAUUGCGGCGAGCCAGACAGGCAGAGCGGCGGGCACAGAAAGCAUCUUUGCAACUGAAUCAGCAGCAGAAAGAGCUGGUCCAGACCCUUCUGGGGGCCCACACUCGCCAUAUGGGCCCCAUGUUUGACCAGUUUGUGCAGUUCAAGCCUCCGCCUUAUCUGUUCAUCCAUCACCGGCCUUUCCACCCUCCGGACCCCGUGUUGCCUCUGCUCACACACUUUGCAGAUAUCAACACGUUCAUGGUGCAACAGAUCAUCAAGUUCACCAAGGAUCUGCCCCUUUUCCGGUCCCUAACCAUGGAGGACCAGAUCUCCCUUCUCAAGGGAGCAGCUGUGGAAAUAUUGCAUAUCUCACUCAACACUACGUUCUGUCUUCAAACAGAGAAUUUCUUUUGCGGGCCUCUUUGCUACAAGAUGGAGGAUGCAGUCUAUGUAGGAUUCCAAUACGAGUUUUUGGAGUUGAUCAUCCAUUUCCAUAAAACCCUGAAAGGACUGCAUCUCCAGGAGCCUGAGUAUGUGCUCAUGGCUGCCAUGGCUCUCUUCUCCCCUGCCCCUUCUCCUCUCUCAGACAGGCCUGGAGUUACCCAAAGAGAAGAGAUUGAUCAGCUACAAGAGGAAAUGGCACUGAUUCUGAACAAUCACAUUAUGGAACAACAGUCGCGGCUCCAAAGUCGGUUUCUGUAUGCAAAGCUGAUGGGCCUGCUGGCUGAGCUCCGGAGUAUAAACAAUGCAUACUCCUAUGAACUUCAGCGCUUCCAGGAACUGUCUGCUAUGAUGCCACUGCUCGGGGAGAUUUGCAGCUGAGGCCCAGGCUUGCAUCCUUCCCACAACCCCUGGGAUACCCUGGACUGGAAAGGGUAAAGCACUGGACCCCACACGGGAACCAGCAGAAAGGAGCUCUGGAAUGGCAAUGAAACGCUGAACAGUCACUGUCUCUUCGUGCGCUCAUCAGUGGGGUGUGGAGUGGGUGGGGAACAGAGAGAGAGGAGGUGGGCGACCAUAGGGCCAAAGUUGUUCUCUGGAAACACAGGAGAGGGGAAAG